This is a messenger RNA of Mucor mucedo, 552 nucleotides long. RefSeq lists its product as uncharacterized. The coding region runs from base 21 to 431 and encodes 136 amino acids. The transcript has a single exon. The record is from RefSeq and is a predicted model, not a curated record. Lineage: Eukaryota; Fungi; Mucoromycota; Mucoromycetes; Mucorales; Mucoraceae.
AUUUUUCUUUCCAAAUACACAUGCCUUUCCGUUGUAAAUGUGGUAGAACAUUUGAAAAAUUAGACACUUUCGGUUCACACACAUCUGGGUGUGCACCUUUUCAUCAUAGGAGGCUUUCAUCUGCUGAAAGCACUACUCAAAAAAAGCAGCAGCAAGAAACAAAUCUUAAUAAAAAGAAACUAUCAAUCCACACUGAUCCUACUUUAUCUUAUUUUAAUCAGCGUUUCAUUCUACUGUCACCUCUUGGUAAUACCAAUUUCUUUAGUAAGCAAGAUUCCUCUGCCAAUAAUUCAUCUCCUCGUUCUGCUCCCAUAUUUGAUGGAUUCAUGAUGCCAACAGCAUUAUCAAUCCAGAACACAUUUGAAGAUGUUAAAAGAAGAAGAUCGCAGUCAUUUUCCACUGCAACAUCAGGCUCUGCUGUGUUUGAGUAACGUUUGUGUAAAUAUAUAUAUAUUACGCAGCAGAGGGGCGGGAGCAAGAGCGAGAAAUUAUACAUAACACCAUACAUCAUCACCAUUUUUUUAAAAUAAAUAAAAAGGAUUCUCAUCAUCA